Camellia sinensis is the source of this 2353-nucleotide messenger RNA. NCBI's taxonomy places the organism in Eukaryota, Viridiplantae, Streptophyta, Magnoliopsida, Ericales, Theaceae. The record is from RefSeq and is a predicted model, not a curated record.
ACGCGGUAUAUCCGGAAGCCUUAAACCCUAUAAAUGCGCCUAUAUCAACUCUUUCUCCUCUCAAUCUCUAUAUCUAAACCUUUGCAGACCAAACCCUUAAACCCUAACCCUAACCCUAACCCUAACACUAACCCUAAUCAGUCGAAGCAGCAGCUUGACACAUUGAAGUGGCGUCCUAAUUUCCAGAACAGAAUGCCGAAAGAUGAAAGUGCUCCUCACAGAUUUUUUGAUCGGUCCAGAAGAGCAUCUCCAUAUGCUCGUAGCCCUAUAAACACAGAGCAGUACAGACCCAAAAGUCGUUUGCAAUCAGUUGAGGGAGAUGAGAAGGAAUGGGAACAAGUUCGAUGCCCCAUUUGCAUGGAGCAUCCUCACAAUGCUGUCCUCUUACUCUGUUCUUCCCACGAGAAGGGAUGUCGCCCUUACAUGUGCGACACCAGCCAGCGCCACUCAAACUGUUUCGACCAGUUCUGCAAAUCAUCACCCACUACUCCAUCAUCAACAGAUCUUACUCAACAAGUUCCUCUUUACACUGCAGCCUAUCGCGAAGGAAUUGAGGAACAACGACAAAAUAUCAUCCCCAGAAGGAGGAUUCCUGGGAGACAAUUCCAACCAAAGCUUUCGUGCCCACUCUGUCGGGGCCAAAUUAACGGGAGUAUAGUUAUAAAACCCGCUCGCCAUUUUAUGAAUUCUAAACCCAGGAGUUGUUCUCUUGAGACCUGUGAUUUUAGUGGGACUUAUUCAGAGUUAAGGAAGCAUGCAAGGCUUGAACAUCCUUUUGUGCGGCCAUCAGAGGCUGACCCGAGACGCCAGAGUGAUUGGAUGAGCUUGGAGCAUGAACGGGAUUUGCAGGACAUCAUUGGUGCAUCUGGGUUGGUGUCUGCAGAGGAAUGGAAUCAUUGGAUGUCUUUGGAUGGGGCCAUUGACGAAUUAACCCUUGCUUCAUCUCAGUUGGAGUUUGCAGAGGGAUGGAAUGAUUGGAUGUCUUUGGAUGAGGGCAUUGAUGACUUAUUGAAUACAUUGCAGCAAGAGGUUGAGGAUCAACAGUACAACACUCUGCACAUGGAAAUUGAGAUUCUCUUACGUUAUGCUUUGAAUGAAACAAGUGUUUCCGGUAGUUCUGAAGCCAGUGACCAAUCACUUUACUGGAGAACCACUGGAAUGAUGAGAACUGGUAAUCCUCCAAGUCCAAGUGUUAAUUCUUUGAACGAGACAAGUGUGUCUGGUAGUUCUGAAGCCAGCGACCAAUCACGUAACUGGACAACCGCAGCGAGGCUGAGGGUUGGUAAUCCUCCAAUUCCAAGGGUUGAUUCUCUGAAUGCGACAAGUGUGUCUGGUAGUUCUGAAGCCAGUGCUCAACCACAUAACCAGAGAACCACAGCAAGGAUGAGGGUUGGUGCUCUUCCAAGGGGCCCGCUUGCUAGUAGAACGGGUAGCCGUUUGGCACGGGGGAGCAGGUCAAACCGAGGAAAUUAGUUAUGUAAUCGCACUGUUGUUGGCUGGCUGAGAAUAAUACAGUAAAGUGAGGUGUAUGUUGAAUUUAUUUGGUUUAAAAUGUAUUUGUUAGGUUUUUGAAAUUAUUUUGCAUGGGAAAUAUGAAAAUUGUAGUCAUUAUAUUUGUAGUUAAGAAGCUACAAACAAUUACAUUGAGUACCUAGAGCAAUAAAAAUCCUAGAGCAAGAAUUGACUUGGGAAACUUUUAUGCUAUUUCAAUUUUGGCUAAAUGCGUGAAAUAUUGUAUUGAUUAUGACAUGGCUCAAUCUUAUAGUCCAUUGGCCUCUUUUGAUCUUAAUAAAAAAGCUCCAGCUGCGGUAUUUUCUGUAAUAAAUUUGUUGUAGGUAAUGAAUAGAAAAUUGGUUUGGUGGUUCUAUAGGUUUUUGUUUUUCCUAAUUUACAAUGAUCAUGUUAUAUGCAGAAAUCCUAAUCAUCAGAUAGAUCUGGGUGGAAGGUUUUGCUGUUGGGUUGAAUCAUAAUAUUGCAUUAUUAUGUAAAAAUCUGUAUAUAUUUGUUGGUCUUUUUUGUGUUUCUGAAUAGAUUGUAUAGAGAAAUUGAAUGCAAUUAUUAAAUUGCCGUGUAACUUUGCUCCCUGUUAAUGAAAUGCUAUUUAUCCCUUAAAAAAAUUUAUAGCCUAAACAGAGCAAUUUUGCCUCAAAAUUGCAUGAUUAGGCAAGUAUAUUGAACACAAAAGCAGCUGCAAAAAUUGACGUUGAUGUACACAGACAGACACAAGCAUGUUAUAUGUAAAUGUUUUCUUUGAGUGCAGUCCGCUUCAAAUUCUCCAAGUGCUCAUGCUUGUGGAUGACAUUUUCACACCAACCAUAGUCUACUGUACUAAUCUUCAUCACCAUUAAGUCUA